CUCCUCCCUUCCAUUCCUUCCUUCCUUCCCUGGACACCGACGAGGGUUCCGCCGACCCGCCGCCGCCGCCGCCAUCCAUCCAUUGACCGCGCAAGGAGGAGGAGCGCAAGGGGAGGAGGACACCAAUGACGUGGCUCCGCGCCGCCACGGGCGUGGCCCGCCACGCCGCGCGGCGGGCCCUCAUCGCCCGCGCCACCGCCGGCACCACCCGAUCCGCGGCCUUCCACACCACCGCGCUCCGCCGCAGCGCGGCCGCGGCGCCCGCGCCGCGCGCCGUCCCGCUCUCCCGGCUCACCGACAGCUUCCUCGACGGCACCAGCAGCGUCUACCUCGAAGAGCUCCAGCGCGCCUGGGAAGCCGACCCGGCCUCCGUCGACGAGUCCUGGGACAACUUCUUCCGCAACUUCCUCGGCCAGGCCGCCACCGCCGCCGCCCUCUCCGGGCAGACCAUCCAGGAGAGCAUGCAGCUGCUCCUCCUGGUCCGCGCCUACCAGGUGAACGGCCACAUGAAGGCGGCGCUCGACCCGCUCGGCCUCGACGACCGCGCCGUGCCCGACGACCUCGACCUCGCCAACUACGGCUUCACCGCCGCCGACCUGGACCGCGAGUUCUUCCUCGGCGUCUGGAAGAUGUCGGGCUUCCUCUCGGAGAACCGGCCGGUGCUCACCCUCCGCGAGAUCCUCCGCAAGCUCGAGCAGGCCUACUGCGGGCCGGUCGGGUUCGAGUACAUGCACAUCCCGGACCGGGACAAGUGCAACUGGCUCCGCGACCGGAUCGAGACCGCCAUCCCCACCCCCUACCCCAAGGACCGCCGCCUCGUCAUGCUCGACCGCCUCGCCUGGAGCACGCAGUUCGAGAACUUCCUCGCCACCAAGUGGGCCACCGCCAAGCGCUUCGGCCUCGAGGGCGGCGAGACGCUCAUCCCCGGCAUGAAGGAGAUGUUCGACCGCGCCGCCGACCUCGGCGUCCACAACAUCGUCAUCGGGAUGCCGCACAGGGGCAGGCUCAACGUGCUCGGCAACGUCGUGCGCAAGCCGCUGUCGCAGAUCUUCAGCGAGUUUGCCGGCGGGACCAGGCCGGUGGAGGGCGAGGACGGGCUCUACACGGGCACCGGCGACGUCAAGUACCACCUCGGCACCUCCUACGACCGCCCCACCCGCGGCGGCAAGAGGAUCCACCUCUCGCUCGUCGCCAACCCCAGCCACCUCGAGGCCGUCGACCCGGUUGUCGUCGGCAAGACGCGCGCCAAGCAGUUCUACUCCGAUGACGCUGACAGGACGAAGAACAUGGGCAUUCUCAUCCACGGCGACGGCAGCUUCGCUGGGCAGGGCAUCGUGUACGAGACGCUCCAUCUGAGUGCCCUUCCAAACUACACCACCGGAGGAACCAUCCACAUUGUUGUCAACAAUCAGGUUGCCUUCACCACUGAUCCAAGAGCUGGCAGGUCCUCGCAGUACUGCACCGAUGUUGCCAAGGCUGUCAACGUCCCUAUAUUCCAUGUUAAUGGUGACGAUCUCGAGGCUGUUGUACGUGUCUGCGAACUUGCCGCUGAGUGGCGCCAGACUUUCCAUUCUGAUGUCGUCGUCGAUCUCAUCUGCUACCGUCGAUUCGGACACAAUGAAAUUGACGAGCCAUCCUUCACGCAGCCAAAGAUGUACCAGGUCAUUAAGAACCAUCCCAAUUCAUUGAAGCUUUAUGAGGACAAACUGCUUGGAACAGGCGAAGUCAGCAAAGAAGAUGUUCAAAGGAUCCACGACAAAGUGAACCGAAUCCUGAAUGAAGAGUUCGCUAAAAGCAAAGAUUAUGUUCCCAACAAGAGGGAUUGGCUCGCAGCUUACUGGACUGGCUUUAAGUCACCUGAGCAAAUUUCACGUGUCCGCAACACCGGGGUUAAGCCGGAGGUACUGAAACGUGUUGGUCAAGCAAUUACUACUCUACCUGAAGGCUUCAAGCCCCACAGAGCAGUGAAGAAGAUUUUUGAGCAGCGCGCUGCAAUGAUUGAAAGUGGUGAAGGUAUUGAUUGGGCUGUGGCUGAGGCCCUUGCCUUUGCAGCACUCAUAGUUGAAGGCAACCAUGUUAGGCUGAGUGGACAGGAUGUGGAAAGGGGAACUUUUAGCCACCGCCAUUCGGUUCUACAUGACCAAGAAACUGGGGCCAAGUACUGCCCACUCGAUCAUGUUGUGAUGAAUCAAAACGAGGAGCUGUUUACUGUUAGCAACAGUUCGCUUUCAGAAUUUGCUGUUCUUGGGUUUGAAUUGGGUUACUCCAUGGAGAAUCCUAAUUCACUAGUACUCUGGGAAGCUCAGUUUGGUGACUUUUCCAAUGGUGCGCAAGUGAUGUUCGACCAGUUCCUGAGUAGUGGAGAGGCAAAAUGGCUGCGCCAAACUGGCCUUGUUGUUCUACUGCCUCAUGGUUACGAUGGCCAAGGUCCUGAACACUCCAGCUCCCGUUUGGAGCGCUUCCUUCAGAUGAGUGAUGACAAUCCUUUUGUCAUCCCUGAGAUGGACUCAACACUUCGCAAGCAGAUACAGGAGUGUAAUUGGCAGGUUGUGAAUGUGACAACCCCUGCAAACUAUUUCCAUGUGUUGCGUCGUCAGAUACAUAGGGAGUUCCGGAAGCCGCUGAUCGUUACAGCCCCCAAGAACCUACUUCGGCACAAGGAGUGUAAAUCCAACCUUUCUGAAUUUGAUGAUGUUGAAGGCCACCCAGGAUUCGACAAGCAAGGAACACGUUUCAAGCGUCUGAUAAAGGACCGUAACGAUCACAAGGAAGUCGAGGAGGGUAUCAACCGCCUUGUAUUAUGCUCUGGGAAGGUGUAUUAUGAACUGGAUGAAGAGCGGAAAAAGACUGAGCGCAAUGAUGUUGCUAUUUGCAGAGUCGAGCAGCUUAGCCCAUUCCCCUAUGACCUUAUCCAGAGAGAGCUAAAAAGAUAUCCAAAUGCGGAGAUCGUCUGGUGCCAAGAGGAGCCUAUGAAUAUGGGUGCAUACACCUACAUCUCCCCUCGCCUGUACUCGGCCAUGAAGUCCCUUGGGCGGGGAUCUUUCGAUGACAUCAAGUACGUGGGCAGGGCACCAUCGGCUGCCACAGCCACUGGUUUCUUGACCGUUCAUGUGCAGGAACAGUCAGAGCUAGUGAAGAAAGCAUUACAGCCAGAGCCGAUCAAGUUCCCCUGAUGGAAACUGUUUGCAACGUAACUCUUUCGAGGCUCAAGUUGUCAAGCCUGAGCACACCAUCUUAAAGUUUUGGUCUGUAACAAGUUCUUUUUUCUCUCCGUUUUUCUUUGAGGCGUUUCGCUCUGAAGGUCGUGAAUAAUCAACUCUUACUGAACCUUCUUGCUGUUGAAAAGGUGUGAGACCUAUCUCAACAUGAGCAACAAUUUUGAAUCGUUAUGCUAGUUUUACUGACUGUAUGGUGAUAUGUCCUUGUUUUCCUCGGGAAGCUAUCUGGACAAAUAUUACCGUUCUGAAUAUGAGCAAUAACAUCGUGUGGUUCUACUCUAUA
Molecule: messenger RNA, 3501 nt
Organism: Lolium rigidum
Lineage: Eukaryota; Viridiplantae; Streptophyta; Magnoliopsida; Poales; Poaceae
Product: 2-oxoglutarate dehydrogenase, mitochondrial-like
Biological process (GO): tricarboxylic acid cycle
Cellular component (GO): oxoglutarate dehydrogenase complex; mitochondrion
Molecular function (GO): thiamine pyrophosphate binding; oxoglutarate dehydrogenase (succinyl-transferring) activity
Source: RefSeq, a predicted model, not a curated record